CCCCGUGGGCGGGUUUGGCCGAGCCCCGUGUGCAGUCGGUGCGCGGUGCGGGCCGAGGUGCAGGUACCGGCACACGCGUUACCCCGGUGUGAAAUCCGAGUCUCAGAUGGGUGAGAUCGUACAGUCUGCGGGGGCCAGCCAGGUGUCCACGGCGCUGUCCCUUUUGCUUCGCUUUCUGGCUUCGCUCACGCAAGGGGGUCCAACCGCCCUAUUCCUGGAGGGAGCCUCCUCUCCUUCUGGGGUGCUGAGACUUUGUGGAAGUGAAUUUAGAAGCCGCCGGGCAGGCCAGACCCUUCUUGGUCUCCCGAGAGGUGCAGAAAAUGAACACAUCUCAGGGGUGCCACAGCAAUUCACAGUAACAGGAACUGGAUUUGCUCUCCUGCCCGCGACAAGAAAACAUCACAGACGAAACGAGACAAAAUACGUGACGUGCAGAUUUUUCAAGAGACUGGGCAGCAGGCAGAAGAGGACGGUGAUGCCCCAGAGGACGGGAGACAAACAGGUGAGCCCUGCAGUUGCUUCCAUUUGCUGCCGGAGAGAGUUUCCAAGUGAAACACGGGGAGGAGAAACCGAAGAGGAGCCCAGUGGACCUCGAGUUGAGGACACUGAGCCGAGACGCCAUGGAGGCCACGGUGACCAGAGGCCACAGGACAGAGUUCCAGAGAGGAGAGAGCUGCAGAAAGCCAGUCAGGAACAUCUGUCCAGGGGGCCCCUCCAGCGUGCAACACGGUAGUGAUCAGCACCCACAUGUGAGGCAAAGUACCCAAGGUCAGGGGUAAGUCAUUUGACAGGACUAGAGGUAACAGUGCCUGGCACUCACACAGGGCUGGGAAUGAUGCUUGUUCCCAACAGAUAGACUGGAAGGAAAAAACAUCCUCAUAAUUCAUGGGGAGGGGUGGCAUGCUCAAGGAGGUCUUUCCUCAGUGUCAGGAAACUCAUUAGCCCUGGACUGAGCGCUUCUCUGGGCCAGUUAGCAAAUCCUGAAAGCAAGACCUGAAACUAUUUCCAAGUAGAUGCACCCUGAACAAAGCUCAGAAUUUGUAGCAACACGGAAAUACCAGCAACCAACACGAUCAAAUCUGGCAUUCAAAGACUUCAAGGUACACAAAGAGGCAGGGAAAUGACCCCUAAUGAGGAGGCCGAUCAGUCAUUUGAAAAUGGUCCAGAGCUGGCACAGAUGUUAAGCAUCACCAGAGAAGGACAUUAAAGCAUGUAUUAAAGGCGUAGUCCGUGAGUUCAAGACGUUAAGUAGACAAAUGGAAAACGCAUAAAUGACCCAGUCUAACUUUAAGAGAUGCCAACCACAAUGUCUGAUAGGAAGUGUACUGACU
This is a messenger RNA of Prionailurus viverrinus (fishing cat), 1331 nucleotides long. RefSeq lists its product as uncharacterized. The record is from RefSeq and is a predicted model, not a curated record. The transcript is spliced from 4 exons. Lineage: Eukaryota; Metazoa; Chordata; Mammalia; Carnivora; Felidae. The coding region runs from base 107 to 733 and encodes 208 amino acids.